This is a messenger RNA of Daucus carota subsp. sativus, 2193 nucleotides long. RefSeq names its product probable E3 ubiquitin-protein ligase ARI2. Lineage: Eukaryota; Viridiplantae; Streptophyta; Magnoliopsida; Apiales; Apiaceae. The transcript is spliced from 7 exons. Gene Ontology annotation, molecular function: ubiquitin protein ligase activity; ubiquitin conjugating enzyme binding; zinc ion binding. The record is from RefSeq and is a predicted model, not a curated record. Gene Ontology annotation, biological process: positive regulation of proteasomal ubiquitin-dependent protein catabolic process; protein polyubiquitination; ubiquitin-dependent protein catabolic process. Bases 161 to 1921 code for a protein of 586 amino acids. Gene Ontology annotation, cellular component: ubiquitin ligase complex; cytoplasm.
AGCACCUCAGAAAGCAAAGAAAAAAACCCCUCUUUACUCUCUCUCUACAAAUCAUACUCUCUGCGCUUGCCGGAGUUGUUUUCCGAUCGCCUGAAACUCACCGUCGUUUAACAAUCGAUCGAUUAAAUUCAGCAUAUACAUACACCUAUCGACACAGAUAAUGGAUGGUUAUACGAGUAGCGAAGAAGAGAACUGUUAUUCUGAUCGAGACUCUUUCGAUGGUCUCGAUAACGAAGAGUCUGAUUCUCAGUGGGUCCCACCUAAACCUUCAUCUAUCAAGGUGAUUACUAAAGAGUCUCUCUUGGCAGCACAGAAAGAAGAUUUGCGCCAGGUUAUGGAACUGUUAUCUUUGAGGGAGCAUCAUGCACGGACUUUGCUGAUUUAUUAUCGAUGGGAUGCUGAGAAGUUAUUCGCGGUACUUGUUGAAAAGGGAAAAUCUGCUUUGUUUGCUCAGGCAGGUGUACCCUUGGUUGAAAAUCAUGAACUUGAUACGUCUAUGAAUUCCUCUACGGUCAUGUGCAUUAUUUGUAUUGAGGAUGUAUCUGGUCGGGAGGUUACUAAAAUGGACUGUGGCCAUUGCUUUUGCAACAAUUGUUGGACAGAGCAUUUCAUUGUGAAGAUAAAUGAGGGACAAAGUAAGCGUAUUAGGUGCAUGGCUCAUAAAUGUUCCGCCAUUUGUGACGAAGCAGUAAUUAGAAACUUAGUUAGUAAAAGGCACCCUGAUUUAGCAGAGAAGUUUGAGCGUUUUUUACUGGAAUCCUAUAUAGAGGAUAAUAAGAUGGUAAAAUGGUGCCCAAGUAUCCCACAUUGUGGGAAUGCUAUACGUGUCGAGGAUGAUGAAUUCUGUGAGGUAGAAUGUAAAUGUGGCCUACAAUUUUGCUUUAGUUGUCUAUCUGAAGCACACUCACCUUGCUCAUGCCGUAUGUGGGAGCUCUGGUUAAAAAAAUGCAGAGAUGAAUCUGAAACAGUGAAUUGGAUUACAGUUCAUACAAAGCCUUGUCCAAAGUGUCACAAACCUGUGGAGAAGAACGGUGGGUGUAAUCUUGUCAGCUGCAUCUGUGGGCAAUCUUUUUGUUGGCUAUGUGGUGCUGCAACUGGUCGUGACCAUACAUGGUCAAAUAUUAGCGGCCACAGUUGCGGACGAUUUAAAGAGGACAUGGAGAAAAACUCUGAACGAGCAAAGCGGGAGCUCUAUAGGUAUAUGCACUAUCAUAAUAUGUACAAGGCCCAUACAGAUUCUUUUAAGCAGGAAUCUACACUAAGGGAGACCAUCAGGGAGAAGGUUGAGAAUUUGGAAAAGAGAGAUCCGAGUGCAAGAGAUUUUACUUGGGUUACAAAUGGGCUAUACAGACUUUUCAGAUCCAGGCGUUCUCUCUCUUAUUCUUACCCAUUUGCGUAUUAUAUGUUUGGAGAAGAGCUGUUCAAGGGUGAGAUGACGGAAAAGGAACGGGAGAUAAAACAGAAUUUAUUUGAGGACCAGCAGCAGCAGCUUGAAGCAAAUGUGGAGAAGCUAUCAAAGUGUAUUGAGGAGCCACUUGAUCAGUUACCUGAUGACCGGGUCAUGAAUAUAAGGAUGCAAGUAAUUAAUCUCUGUGUGAUUACUGAUAAUCUGUGCCAGAAAAUGUAUGAAUGUAUUGAGAAUGAUCUAUUGGGUUCUCUCCUAUUUGGUAUUCACAAUAUAGCUCCAUACCAUUCGAAAGGCAUUGAGAAGGCAACUGAGCUUACCAUCUGUCAUAAUUCUAAAGCCUGUAAUGCUAAAAAAGCUGACGACAACGGAUGCACAUUGGAAUCACAGGGACCAUCAGGUUCUGGGAGUUCAGAUCAGAGUGGUUAUUCUUCGCGGAAGAGACCAAGAAAGGAAAAUUUUGGUGCAGCAUUUUUUGAUCUCAACUUGCCUGCAGAAGUCUUGGAAGGAAAUUAAAUUGAACUUAGAGCAGUUGCUUCUUUGAACAGUAAGAGCAAUUCUUUUGUUGUUACCCUAGCAUAAAUUGGAUGAAACAAGAAAUGUUUCCCCUUCUGAGAUAAAAUGAAAAAAAGAAGGCUAGAAUCUUGUGUUUUUGAAAUUUGUUCUUUCGUUGCAAGAUUAUAUAUAGGCAUAUUUAACUUUAUGGGUGCUAAAUCUGUGCAUUCUAUUGGCAGAGACAAGACUUGCUACACAUCUCUAAUAUAAGGGUUCUAGUCUCUUGCUACACA